UCAAAAAAUAAGCCGUCUUGUAUUUCACUGGUCUUCACUAGAGACAGCUACAGCUUUAGAAAUCGAUGCUUUUGUUUCUAGACACGCAGUUCAGCUAGGAAGUUUUAUAUUCCAAUAAAUUUAUUAAUUUAAUUUACUGGGCAGAAGAGCAAUAACUUACUGAUGUAUGUUUUGUCAGUUUUCCUUUAUCGUCAUUGUGUUUCUGCAAUUCUGGUUUAAUGUUAAUCAAGUACGCCCACUAACUUGCUACAAGUGUACCGGUUCGGUUGGGUCCACGUGUGACGUUUCCGUUAACGAUCUUGCUUCCGCCAGUGCUCAGACAAGCUGUGACAAAGUCUGCAGGACAGAGUAUUUUGAGGUCAUCAACGCUCCACUAAGCAAUCCUUUUAGCCGGAGCUGUGCCUUGAUCAUGGAUACGACCGACAUCCCCAUCCCGCAAAACGCCUCCAUGUACUGCGAGAACUGGAACAAGAACCGUGACGCCUGCAUCUGUCAGCAGGAUCUCUGCAAUGGGCUUUCCUACGAGCAGUUGGAAAGGUUGAUGGCCGCUAUCCCCAUACAGACGAACAAACUACCAGGCAGACGUUUCUUCACAGCCGAAGAAGCCAAGCAGUUAAUCAAGGCACCAUGGGUCGCCAAUAUGUCUGACGAUAUUAACGAUAAAAUGGGCGGCGCACCGGCUAUGGGAAGGACCAGAUCAGGAAACCAAACAUCAGCUCGGAAUGCCACGUCUUCUGUACCGCGUCUUGCAGGAUCGCGAAGAAUGUCGAUGGAAAUGAUCGUGAUCGUUGCCGGCGUUUCGGUGGUAUGCCAAUUCCUUCGCGUCCGUGAUAAACUGCAAAUCUGCAAAUCAAGUAAUUUUUGCCAGGUGUUUGCCAGGUUAUGAUUGGCGGAGUUAUGUUCGCCAGCACACGACAGUGUCGCCAGAGCUCAACUAAAGGAAGAGCUUGAUGGGAAUUCGAUGGUACACGCUGAGUGCAAUAUUAUGUUUAGAAAUAUUAGUCUAGUGCGUACGUUGUGAUGUUGAUUAUUGAGAAUUUACAUUCUGGAUUUUUUAUAGAUUCCUCAACUCAGUAACCGUUUAUUGUUGCGUCUAGUGUGAUGUGAGGUGUUGGUGUGUUUACUUUCAUUUCGUGCAGCGUAUAUUUUUCUGUCAAACCAGACAACUGCGACAUAAAUCGACAUAAAA
Molecule: messenger RNA, 1189 nt
Organism: Paramacrobiotus metropolitanus
Lineage: Eukaryota; Metazoa; Tardigrada; Eutardigrada; Parachela; Macrobiotidae
Exons: 8
Coding region: 167-886 (239 amino acids)
Source: RefSeq, a predicted model, not a curated record